UCGCUUCCUCUUCUGCGCGGAGGCGCUUCUGAUUAUUUUCUGAUCAGAGCCGGAAGAACAAGUGACCCGCACAGUUGCGAUCUUUGAGAGGAAAAGCCAGCUAGAUUUGUUUGUGUGGACAGCCUGACCAGUGUGUUUCAGCGCUCGGUGUAACUCCAGUGUUGUGCCUCGGGUUCUUGUCCCUCCCUGUAGAGGGCUGUGAACGCUGAUCCGCUGCCAGGCCUCCAGAUGAGUUCUCGGAAGGAUCCGGUGCAGGAGGAGGAGUGCAGGAUAUCCAAUGUGUGCCGGAAGCAGGAUGUGGAGCUGACAGAGCUGGGGCCGCUGCUGGAUGAGAAGGAAGAUGCUCAGGCCAGUGCAGUCUCCGCUGAUGGGGGAGAGGGGCCAUCGGGGGCCACAGCCUGCCCCGAGGAGGAGGAUGAUGAAGACGAGGAAGGAGUGGGCAUCCUCACCCUUCCUCUGCAAGCUCACCAUGCCAUGGAAAAAAUGGAAGAGUUUGUAUACAAGGUUUGGGAAGGGCGCUGGAGGGUGAUCCCCUUCCACGUGCUGCCUGACUGGCUGAAGGACAACGACUAUCUCCUGCACGGGCACCGUCCCCCCAUGCCGUCUUUCAGGGCUUGCUUCCGGAGCACCUUCAGGCUCCACACGGAGACCGUCAACAUCUGGACUCACCUAGUGGGGCUCAUUCUCUUCCUGGCUCUGGGCAUUCUCACCAUGUUCCGGCCCAACAUGUACUUCAUGGCCCCCCUGCAGGAGAAGGUGGUGUUCGGGAUGUUCUUCCUGGGGGCUGUGCUCUGCCUCAGCUUCUCCUGGCUCUUCCACACCGUCUACUGCCACUCGGAGAAGGUCUCCCGCACCUUCUCCAAGCUGGAUUACUCGGGCAUCGCUCUGCUGAUCAUGGGCAGCUUCGUCCCCUGGCUGUAUUACUCCUUCUACUGCUCGCCCCAGCCUCGCCUCAUCUACCUGUCGGUCGUGUGUGUGCUGGGCAUCGCUGCCAUCAUCGUGUCCCAGUGGGACCGCUUCUCCAUCCCCAAGCACAGGCCCACACGAGCAGGUGUGUUCGUGGGCCUGGGGCUGAGCGGCAUCGUACCCACAAUGCACUUCACCAUCGCCGAGGGCUUUGUCAAGGCCGCCACAGUGGGGCAGAUGGGCUGGUUCUUCCUCAUGGCUGCCAUGUACAUCACGGGCGCCGGGUUGUACGCUGCCCGCAUCCCGGAGCGCUUCUUCCCUGGCAAAUGCGACAUCUGGUUUCAGUCUCAUCAGAUCUUCCACGUGCUGGUGGUGGCUGCAGCCUUCAUCCACUUCUACGGAGUGUCGAACCUGCAGGAGUUCCGCUAUGGCCUGGAGGGGGGGUGCACUGACGACUCGCUGCUUUGAGGAACACGCCCCCGGGGCCAGAGCCCACCAUGCCCCAAGUGCUUCUGUAACUUAAUGAAUUCAAGAUAUAUAAAUAUACACAGUGUCACCAAGCAUGAGAGUCACUUUCCCUGCGUUUCAAUACCCAGAGUUCUGUAUGCUGUAUUAAACUGUAACAAUUCCCAGUAGAGCGAAGACUUCAAUGAAGAUUUAAUAAUGAUAUUUAAUUUGCACAUAAUUUAACUUCAAAGCACCUGAUCAGAGUCCGAAAGCAAUCUCGGGAGACAGCAGCUGACAAGCAUUGUGGCUUUUUGAGUUGCUUCCAAGUUCUGCCUAGAAUUCUGACCCGAGCACUUUUGGAAGCUGUGGAUGAAAAUGAGUCCAAUGCAGCGUCUGUUUCAUCCAAAUUUCUUUUUAAGUUCCCCUCUGGUUAGUGACAGAGCAUUGUGUUUGACAGCGUGCACAAGCACUUACUGGGCUGUGGGUGUUGCAUCUAAGGGGAAGUGCUGGGGUUGCCACUGUGUGUAUAUAUAUGUAUAUAUAUAUAUAUAUAUAUAUAUAUAUAUAUAUAUAUAUAUAUCAUUUGGGGACUUUGUAUUCUUACUGCUUUGAAAGGACAAUCCCAGAAUGGGUUUGUUUCUGAAUUAGUAUUCUCUUCUAGCUUGGUAGAGGUUGGGAUGCCCUAUACGGGGUUAUGUGACUCUUCCCACAGAAUCGUAGUGUUUCUGGGAACAGUUUGUAGCGUUAGACAUGGAGGGAGGAGGCCCGUAUUCUCCAUGUUACUCGGCGAGCCAGUCCACGUCAGACACAUGAUCCUGGGCUUCAAUUCCAACCUUUUUUUGAUUGUUUUUUUGCCAGUUGUAAAAUCCUGCCCGCUGAGCUCUCGGAACGAGAGAAACCCUUCAAGCGUGUUUUCAGACUCCUGGGAAGCAGGAAAGGGCUGCAGAAAUUGCAUUGUGCAGCUUUUCCACUUCGGACACGUUUUUAAGUUCAGAAAAUGUUUUGCAGAUAUGUCGACUAAAUGUAGUGAAUAUGCAGAUUUCGUGGCAUGUGUGUUUAGCAGAUUUUUAACAAACGUGAAAUUAGGGCCUGCAAACAUUCCCUGGUUUUCUGACAGUGGUAGUGAUAUUUUUAAGCCUGAAUGCACGCAUGCCAACUUUACUAAAAGAUAAUGCUGUCUAUUAUUAUUAUUAUUAUAUUAUUAUUAAUAUUAUUAUUAUUAUUAUUAGUAUUAUUAUUUCAUUCUUGAUCUCAUUUUGUUGUUAUCAGUGAUGCCUGUGUUUCUACCCCGUGUGAAAUGCCCAAUGUCAAAUCCCACCUCAUGACCUUAACCCAUACCUGUAAAACACUGGAUGACAGGAUGGAGGCUGGGCAGGAACCAGCGACAACCGUGCUCCACAAGCGGGCUCCUUAACCACAAUGACAAUCGACUCGUCUUUCAGGGGAACAGCAUUCUUUUACUGGUGAGCUCUCUGGGUGCUGGAUAUCUGAUCUCUCUGCCCGCUGUAGAGUCUCUAGAUAAUCUGGUGACCAGAUCACCAACAAAUGAUACUGGAAGCCUAGAUCUUCAGCGGCAGAGUCUCUUGUUUUUAAAGAUCUGCAUUCGAGGCCGUUACCCCUUCGCUUUCCACAAGAGUCACGCCCAGCCCUGCAACUUUCUUAAAGCUGCAGUCUGGGUUCUGUCACGUCCGUUAGCAUCCCCAGCUCGGGCCUUUUCACUGCCCGGUUUGUUUACGUUCCCCAAAAGUAGUUUCAGCUGCAGAGACACAAACUUCUCGGCGCAGCUCUGCCUGCAGCGGCAGGAGGUUAUGCAGUGGAGUCUGACUUCCACAGUUUCCAGCAUUGGCCAGAGCACGUGAAAGCUUUGGAAUCUUUUUUUAAUUGAUCCCCACAAAAAAAAAAAAACAAAGUGGUCGAACUGUCAAAUCUGUGGAAGCAAGCUCUUCUGCUAAUUGAAAUCAUGAGGCAAAGACUCACUUUUUAAUUCGAGGUAGGAAUCUGAUAAUAUAUUGAGAUUCUGUAAGAUUUUUACUUGCGUCUUGAGAACUUCUUAUCUGAUAAAACCAAGCAGCAGCAUUCUUUAUUAGAAGCGGUGACAUGUGGAGGCACUUGGGAGAUCCGGGGGAAUGCCUUCUCUCAUUGGCGGAGCUCGGAACACUUUCCAUACUGGGAGUAGGGGUGGUGCCCCCAGUUUGGUGCUAACACUGUGCCUGUGGUUUAAAGUUGUGCUGACCAGGGUUAGCUGUUAACACAAGCAUCAUCACUGGAACCCUUUUUUCAUAUCCUGCUCACUCCAGUGAUCUAGCAGCAGACCUUGAAUAUUUUGUUAAGUUUUGUAGAUGGGGGUUUACCGGUUUUACAAAUACUACAGAUCAAAAAAUAAACAUCCUGCUGCUUUUUGUGGCACACUUCCUGUGCUGCAGGUAACGAGGUCUGAUUGCAGCAAUAUCAUUGGAGUGAAGUUGACCUACGGCACAGGACAUGAGGUACCGGCAGCUUUCCUUUAUGCAGUCACUAGCCCAGUUAAAGCAGAACUGUAAUUGGGCUAGUGAUUAUGUUCCUGAUGCCCUGGUGAGUACUCCUUUAACAAGAUUGUAACUGAACACUGUAAAUGAAUACAGUACACCUGGCCUCAUUAACACUGUUUUUAUCCAAGUUGAAUCAAUAGGGAAUUGUUUUUUUAAUGGCACAAACAUUUCCUCAUUGUAGUAUAUGUUUUUGUGCCAUCAAUGGACUGUUGACUGCUGUGUAUAGAAAGAUAAGCCUUGUAAAGGUUCAGACUAACACAAGCGUGUAACAUUCUCCUCCGUGUGCGUUAAAUAUGUCAUUUCAUUUUGUCCUUUUGUAUGUAGUUCUGUGGUCAGAUGUAUUUAAGUUUCUCACACAGGUCACUUUUAGAUGUUGAAAUGUUAUAUUAUUAAAUCUUGAAUACUCUGCUUACGAGG
Messenger RNA from Polyodon spathula (Mississippi paddlefish), 4298 nucleotides. RefSeq names its product adiponectin receptor 1a (gene adipor1a). NCBI's taxonomy places the organism in Eukaryota, Metazoa, Chordata, Actinopteri, Acipenseriformes, Polyodontidae. Gene Ontology annotation, molecular function: signaling receptor activity. The transcript is spliced from 8 exons. The record is from RefSeq and is a predicted model, not a curated record. Gene Ontology annotation, biological process: adiponectin-activated signaling pathway. The coding region runs from base 229 to 1374 and encodes 381 amino acids. Gene Ontology annotation, cellular component: plasma membrane.